Fusarium keratoplasticum is the source of this 2229-nucleotide messenger RNA. RefSeq names its product Zinc finger transcription factor ace1. Gene Ontology annotation, biological process: regulation of transcription by RNA polymerase II. The transcript is spliced from 3 exons. Gene Ontology annotation, cellular component: nucleus. NCBI's taxonomy places the organism in Eukaryota, Fungi, Ascomycota, Sordariomycetes, Hypocreales, Nectriaceae. The record is from RefSeq and is a predicted model, not a curated record. Bases 1 to 2229 code for a protein of 742 amino acids.
AUGUCCUUCUCCCACCCACGUCGAAGGACUCCGGUGACUCGCCCGGGCAGCGACACCGAGAAUGCCUUGUCCCUUAAGACCAACUCGACCCUCCGUAAGGGUGCAACCUUUCACUCUCCUACUUCUCCUGUCUCUUCAGCUUCGGACCUCACCUUUGUCCCUCCUCGCCUGUCUCGAUCCCAAUCUCACUUGGAUGAUGUCGUCGAUGCCAACCGACGUCGCAUCGCCUUGACCUUGAACGACAUCGACGAGGCUCUGGCCAAGACCGAAGAGCUCUCUCUGUCGCCCAGGUCCCCCAAGAGCAAGCCCAAGUCUCUUCGGGACACCAGCUUGCCCAUCCCUCGCGGCUUCCUCGAGGGGCCCAUCGUCGACCCAGCCAUGGCUAAGGAAGCUGAGAGGCGCGUAUUGCGUCCUCGUUCUGUCCGACACUCACGGCACCAUGCUUCCGACAGCGGCCUUGGGACUUCGGUGGCUUCCACAAACGAGAAGCAUGCUGCAGUCACUCCAUCAAAGGAGACAAAGACGCGCUCCGCCAUCACAAGAUCUGCAGCUGCCUCCACAACAGAGAAGCUUCCAACCCUCGGCUCAAAGGCCAUCAACCGCAUUCACGAGCACACAUUGCGCCCACUGUUGGCCAAGCCAACUCUCAAGGACUUUGAGCCCAUAGUCCUUGACAUUCCACGAAGAAUUCGAUCAAAGGAAAUCAUUUGCCUGCGAGAUCUUGAAAAGACCUUGAUCUUUAUGGCACCGGAGAGGACCAAGUCCGCCGCCUUGUACCUCGAUUUCUGCCUUACCUCCGUCCGAUGCAUUCAAGCGACCGUCGAAUAUCUCAGCGACCGCGAACAAAUUCGACCUGCUGAUCGGCCUUACACUAACGGAUAUUUCAUCGACCUGAAGGACCAGAUUCUUGAAUACGGAAAGCAGCUCGCCGCCAAGAACAACGGCGACGACAUGGAUGUCGACGCAUCUGAUGAGAUCAAGCUCAUCGGUGGUAUUGCUGAGAACGGACGUCCCGCCGAGCUCGUCCGCGUCCGAAAGGACGGCACCUACAUUUCCCUGGAGACCGGCAAGCCCGUCGACGUCGACGAGGCUCCCAUGAAGAUGAAGCGCUCCCUGAGCCAGCAGCUGGAGGACGAGGAGGAGAUCCAGCGAUCCAUGGCUCGCCGCAAGAAGAACGCCUCCCCCGAGGAGUUGGCUCCCAAGAGGUGCCGCGAGCCUGGAUGCAACAAGGAGUUCAAGCGCCCCUGCGACCUGACCAAGCACGAGAAGACACACUCUCGACCCUGGAAGUGCCCCGUCCCGACUUGCAAGUACCACACCUACGGAUGGCCUACUGAGAAGGAGAUGGAUCGCCACCACAACGACAAGCACUCGGAUGCUCCCGCCAUGUACGAGUGCCUCUUCAAGCCUUGCCCGUACAAGUCCAAGCGCGAGUCCAACUGCAAACAACACAUGGAGAAGGCCCACGGCUGGCACUACGUGCGAACCAAGACCAACGGCAAGGUGCCGCGUAACAAGCCCGCCAGCUCCACCCAGCAAACUCCUCCUCUCGUGAACGUUUCGACUCCUUCCACCACGCCCACCUACAGCGGCGUUCCCACUCCUCCUCAGCACGACGUUACCCAGUUCGUUGGCGCUGACUUCCCUCUCUACCCCAACGAGUCGGACUGGAUGUCGAUCAACAACAUUCCUGCCGAGUCCCUUGAUCUGGACUUGACUCUCGACAGCACUUCUCCCGCCUCAGCCAGCCCGUACGAGCAGUAUGCUCCUUACCAGAACGGCUCGGCCUUUAUCCUCGACAACGAGGACCUGUACGCUGCCCACAUGCAGCUGCCAACUCAGCUCCCCACGCAGGACCAGAUGGCCUUCUACAAUCCCAACCCUAAGAUGAUGGCUCAGCAGCUGCCCAUCUACCAGGCGCCUCAGCCUGUCGCUGUUCCAACUGGCGCCCCACACUUCUCGCCAACUGGCCAAGAGACGGCUAUGCUCUUCACCCCUAAUUCACUACGAGACGUUGAUGAAGGAUUCGAUGAUUCCUUCGGUGGAGAGGGGAUGGACUUCCCACUCUUCCCUAGCGGAAACGGCAUGACAAACAAGGCAAAUGAGUACCAGCAGCCACUCUUUGGCGAAAUCCCAAGCGCCAACCUUGGCUUCUCCCAGACCUCGCAGCAGGACCUCUUCCAGAUGGACCUGUCCAGCAUGGACUUCCAGCAGAACUUCACGGACUAG